AGCUUGUUUGUUCCCUUGGGUGCAUUUAACUUGUGAAGAAGCUAAGAAGGUGCUCUGUAUCGGUUUCCUGCACUGUGUGGAUUCAUCGAUGCAGUUCCUCUGAAUUUCACUCGUCUCUUUCCUUUGUUAUUUAUUUGGAAAUAAUGUGAUUCGGCUGAUUUUUUCUCUUUAUAUUGGAUCGUCUAUUUGUUUGCAUUAACGAUGGCUUCAAUACGGAGAACUCUAUCGCCAUAUCACGAACGGCAUAAUCCGAACGGAGGCAAUCUGUUUUCCAUUUCCGUUCAAUCGCAGUCCCAGAAACCUGUUUCCAGCGGGAAAGUCUCGUCUCAGUCACCUUCCUUUGGAUUCCGCGUUUUCAGCUCACUCUGUGGAUUUAGACAUCCCCGGAAAAUGGUUUCCUGGAGGAAUUCGUUCUCCAGGUGUUUGAUUUUGUUCGUUCUAGGGUUUGUACUAGGUGUUACAAUGUAUGGCGAUCUCGACGAUUUGAACAGUAAAAGUUUUGCCUGGAAAAUGAAACCUCAGGUGGGGAAUGAUAGAUUGGAGCGGAAGGGUUUUGUCACUGCUAGACCCAGUGCUCUUGUGGAUAGAGUUCAAUUACAAGUAGAGCAGAAGAAUGUACAAUUAGAUUUAGUUCUGCAGAAACAGCUGAUUGUUGUAACUCCAACAUAUAACAGGGCCUUACAAGCUUAUUAUUUGAACAGAUUGGGGCAAGCUCUCAAGCUUGUGCAGCCGCCAUUGUUGUGGAUUGUGGUUGAGAUGAAUGCAGCUUCACUAGAAACUGCCGAGAUUUUGAGGAAGAUCGGAGUUAUCUAUAGGCAUCUCGUGUGCUUCAAGAAUAUGACAGACAUAAAGGACCGUGGUGUGCAUCAGAGGAACUACGCGUUGGAGCAUAUUGAACAACACAGGCUAGACGGCAUUGUUUACUUUGCAGAUGACGAUAAUAUCUAUUCACUUGAGCUGUUUGAGAGUGUAAGAAAAAUCAGUCGAUUUGGAACUUGGCCUGUAGCUAUGCUGCAACAAAGCAAAAAUAAAGCAAUAUUGGAAGGUCCUGUCUGCAAUGAAGGUCGAGUAAUUGGAUGGCACACAAAUGAGAAGAGUAAACGGCUUCGUCGAUUUCAUGUUGAUAUGUCGGGGUUUGCCUUUAAUAGCACUAUCUUAUGGGAUCCAAAAGUGUGGCACAGACCCACUACUUCUCCAAUUCGGCAACUGGACACAGUGAAAGAAGGCUUUCAGGAAACAACCUUUAUAGAACAGCUUGUAGAAGAUGAGAGCAAAAUGGAAGGGAUAUCUUCUGGCUGUUCAAGUGUGUUAAAUUGGCACCUUCAUUUGGAUGCUAGUGAACUUGUUUACCCAAAAGGCUGGUUGAUCCAGAAGAACCUUGGUACUGUUCUACGGGUAAAAUGAUGAGAUCAGAUGUAGAUGUGGAAGAACACAGUUAAUUGCUUCUUGAGGUAUAACCCCAUCACCAUUGGUAUCUGGGGGGGGGGUGCCAAGAUGUACUCAGCCUAUCCUGUAAAAAAGAGAGAGUUUUCCGUUAAACCUUUGAUGCAUUGUUGUAUUCAUCCAAAAAUACAUAGAAAGUAAGAAACAAGGGAAGUUUAAUGUGUCAUUUUGAUUUAGUCUCUUAUUUAUUCAUAGCUUAAGCAUUGUCAAUAAUGACUAUUCGAGCUCUAUUGGCAAUGGAAACACACGCUGGAAUGUUUAAAAUACUCAAAGUUGAUACUUCAAAUUCUCGUAUUUGGUAUUUGGGGAGAAUAAUGUUGGGACAAAGGGUGGAAAGGUAAUGACAAGUCUGGUAGCAUGGUUGAGGGGCAAACAUUUACCAUUGGUAAUUGCUUGGCUACAGGCUACUACACAUGUUGAUGCAGAGAUUGUUCUGCAUACCAUCUUUUAAUCUGACUAUAUGAACAUUAGAUUGUCAUAUGUGUUUUUACCAACUUGGAAUGAGAAGCAAUUAGGUGGAGCACUGUUUGUAAUGUCAAAGGUGCAGAAGAUGAGAUUGCAUAGUGUGAGGGCGAAUGGCCUCACUAGAGUAACAAAGUGUAUAUUUGCAGGGUUAUGUUGAUGGUCAGUACAAAUGGACAAAUCUAUCAAAAAUUCAAACCCACUAUUCCUGGGAUUUCUGUAAAGUUUCAUUUCAAAGCAUGGUAAAACUAAGGUCACAGUUGGAGGAUCAAAGUUUAUUCAUUGCAUAAGAUGAUUAUGAAGGGGGUUCGGUCCUACUUACACAUAACAAUUUAGAAAGUAGCAUUUGUAAUGACAAUAUCUCAUCUUAAAAACACCUUU
Molecule: messenger RNA, 2286 nt
Organism: Cuscuta campestris
Lineage: Eukaryota; Viridiplantae; Streptophyta; Magnoliopsida; Solanales; Convolvulaceae
Source: the annotation of a GenBank genome assembly